This is a messenger RNA of Nilaparvata lugens (brown planthopper), 1073 nucleotides long. RefSeq names its product pollen-specific leucine-rich repeat extensin-like protein 2. The record is from RefSeq and is a predicted model, not a curated record. The transcript is spliced from 2 exons. Lineage: Eukaryota; Metazoa; Arthropoda; Insecta; Hemiptera; Delphacidae. Bases 24 to 815 code for a protein of 263 amino acids.
CAUCAAAACUUUGUCUUAUGUAAAUGUUUUGUGUCAUGACAAUGGGUACAUUGUCAACAAAGGUGCUAUAUAAUGAUGGAGAAAAUGCAGGGUGCAUGAAUUUUUUCAACAUGUAUGUCUUCACUCUACUUGUAACAGUCGCAUUGGCGGCUGUUGUGUCCGCUGACGAUUCAAAAGAGCAUCAUGGGUCAUACGGCGAUGGCUCAAAGAAAAGUAACAGCGAUUACUUGGAUGAGAGCCAGCUUUAUGAUCCUUUCCAUAGUUACAGUCAUUUCCAUGGACACGAAUCGCAUCAGAAAUUGGAGAGAAGAUCGUUGCUACCAGAAGUUGACCCUGUUGCAACAGUGCAAGCGCCCAUACAAGCAAACAUUGCAGCGCCCAUAAAAGCAAACAUUGCAGCGCCCAUAGAAACAAACAUUGCAGCUCCAUUGUCUGAUGCUGUGGAAAGUAUGAAUGCAGCCGCUGAGGAGGCAAACUCCGCACUCUCUGUAGACCCCAUCGCAGAAGGAGCAGCUUUGGCUGGAAUUACUGAAGACUCAUCUCCACUCAGUUCCCUUCCGGGUCCCUAUGUCUACCAGCCCAACCCCUACCAAGGAUAUCCUCAAGGAUAUCCACCUCAACCCCCUCAAGGAUAUCCACCUCAAUCCCAGGGUUACUUGCCUCCCCAGCCUCAUUACGCUCCAUCUCCAGCCUAUCCUCAACCUUAUGGAGGAGCGCACUACCAGCAUUACCCCCCACCUCCCCACAACCAUUAUGGACCACCCCCUCCUCCACCACACAACCAUUACGGACCACCAUCCCAUCCACGAUACUAGCAAUUCGAACCAGCAGGGGAAACUUGAAAUGUCAUGAUUAAUGGAACUUGAUGUUGUUCUUAACUUCAACAGAGUUAUGAAUUGAAGAACGUUUAUAACGAGUUUUGUUCAUGAUAGACAUAGUGUUUAUUAAAUUCUAGUUAUUUCUACUACAUCAAUUAGAAUCAUGGAAAUUUCAAGAUGUGUGUAUGUUAACUUGCAUAUAAUUGCUGGAUAUUGAAAAAUAUCGAAUAAAAAAAAUAGUUGCAGAGCAUUAUA